AUGCCCGCCUCAUCGGAGCCGCUCCUUCCUCCGUCUGGGACGUCCGACUGGGGCACCGGCCGCCGCCUCAUUGUCGUCGUGUCUGCCGUGCUGUGUUGCCUCUUCAACGCCGGCCUCGCGUUUGGCUUCUCGGCCCUCCUGCCGGUGCUCAUCGACAGCGGCGCAUUCCACGACGUGUGCUCAUCAUCCAGCGCCGGCGGCGCCACCUGUCCCGAGCAGCUCGCCGCGCUCACCGGAAUGUUUACGCUGGCCACGUCCCUGCUGAACGUGUUUGCCCUCCCGUCGGGAGCGCUGCUCGACUGCCUUGGCCCGAAGAGGACCGCGGGAUGCCUGCUGCUGUGCUCGGCCGCGGGCUGCAUGCUCUUCGCGCAGGGAGGAGACGGCUCUCAAGGGCACAUCGCCUUUUAUGGCGGGUUUCUGCUCUUCGCCAUCAGUGGCCCCUCCAUGUUCAACUGCACCCUUUCCUUUUCGAAUUUCUUCCCGAAGCGGAAGGGGCUCAUCUGCGCCUGCUUGGUUGGCUGCUUUGACGCGUCGUCCUCCAUCUUUGUCGGACUCGCGAGCUUCAUCAGCGGCGGCGCCACCAUCAGAACCGUCUUCCAGAGCUACGCCGCCUGUCCCGCGAUCUUUGCCCUCCUCGCCCUCUCCCUCUGGCCCGCCGCGCCAGUCUCGGCGCCCUUUGAAGCCGUCGCCUCGACCGACGCGCCGAUCGGGUCCGACCUCUCACGCCGGGGCGUGAGGGCGCAGAUGCUGACCCUGGAGUUUGUCCUCUUGACCCUCACCGUCUGCGUGACGAUGAUUUGCAUCAACUUUUUCAUAGCCACAUCCUUGUCGCAGAUGACCGAGGCGAACCCGGACGCGGCAAUUCAGCUGACAAAGGCCUUCUCGAUCAUCCUCCCCUGCGGAGCUAUCGUCUACACGCCGGUGAUUGGAAGCCUCGUGGACCGCAUCGGCCCCACCAAAGGAUUCGUCGUGCUGUGGUUUGCUUACCUGGCCUUCCAGCUGCUCCUGGCCAUCCAUGCGGCCACCGGGUACACCGACGCGGCCUACGCCGCCUUUGUGAUCUUCGCCUACUGCCGGCCGCUCUUCUACACCCUCGGUGCGAGCUUCACCGGCGAGGUUUUCGGAUUUGGGAACUUUGGUACCCUCUACGGCACGGUCAACACCAUUGCGGGCUUGACCAACACCCUCAUGCAGCCGCUGAGCGGCAUCGCGACCACGCAAGGCUUUGGGGUGGCGAACAGCAUCGUAUCUGCGGCGUUCGUGGUCACGGCCGCGCUGCCUGCUUACUGCCUCUGCCGGGGCUCCGCCACCCAGGGAGUGCGGGCGUCGCUAACCGCCAGGGCCCAUAGCGUCGAUCUGGUCCACGAGUGA
Emiliania huxleyi CCMP1516 is the source of this 1371-nucleotide messenger RNA. RefSeq lists its product as hypothetical. NCBI's taxonomy places the organism in Eukaryota, Haptophyta, Isochrysidales, Noelaerhabdaceae. The record is from RefSeq and is a predicted model, not a curated record. The transcript has a single exon. Gene Ontology annotation, molecular function: transmembrane transporter activity. The coding region runs from base 1 to 1371 and encodes 456 amino acids. Gene Ontology annotation, biological process: transmembrane transport.